Messenger RNA from Botrytis byssoidea, 897 nucleotides. RefSeq lists its product as uncharacterized. The record is from RefSeq and is a predicted model, not a curated record. Bases 1 to 897 code for a protein of 298 amino acids. The transcript has a single exon. NCBI's taxonomy places the organism in Eukaryota, Fungi, Ascomycota, Leotiomycetes, Helotiales, Sclerotiniaceae.
AUGACGUCGGAAAUCGGAGGCUCUAGUCUCGACAAGCCUGAGCUCCCAUCUUUUGAUAUCGAGAUGCUUACAACAGGUGACGAGAACAGCGGCUUUCACACCAAAAAUGAUCCUUCCGAUCCAUGGCAAAGGAAGAACAUUAUCAAUCGAAAAGGGGCCAUUGAUAUCAAAUGCACAUGUGUUGACAUUGUGCAUGGGAAUUUCGAGCAGAAUAACAAUACUUAUGGUACCCUUCUCGUUCUUCUCUUACGAAUUGACCCUCGAAAACGUUCACGUCGAGUAGCUAGCGCCAAUAUCUCACUUAAGUUCACAGGCAUGAAGCCAGGUGGAGCUCGACCAGAGAUUGUGGCUAUAUCAUUAGAUGGACGAUUUGAAAUGGUAGAAACGACUCACAAUGAGGAAACCAGUAAAGGAAACAAGAUAAACGCAGGAGGAGGCGCUUUGAGUUUAGAAGCAAAUGCGGAAUUUAUGUGGGAGAAGAAAACAAGUGCUGAUAUAACUGAUUCCACGACUAUUGUUGGCUCUAUCGAUCUGAUAGGAUUUGAUUAUGGGCCCGAUAACUGUGCUUCUUGGAGCUUGAUAGAGAAUGGCACUCGUAAGACUGGUGUACCAUCUUCCAUGCAAGUCGGGAUCUUGCUGAAGCGGAAGCAUAAUGAUCCUUUCAAGUGCAUCGUGGAAAUCAAGGCCGAGGUGGACUUUAUGAGUGGGCUAGAAAGGGUCUUCGGCGCAAAGGCAAAGGACGAUCCUGUAUUCUUUGAUCCAAAAUUGAAGUCUACAAACACAUUGAUGGAUUACGAGAGGGCGAUAGAGAGACUUUGCGAUUUCGACCUAGAUCUAGUCACCGACGUCACAUUUGUGACUCAAUUGAAACAGGAAGGUGUAGUCAAACAGAGGUGA